Drosophila willistoni is the source of this 513-nucleotide messenger RNA. RefSeq lists its product as uncharacterized. NCBI's taxonomy places the organism in Eukaryota, Metazoa, Arthropoda, Insecta, Diptera, Drosophilidae. The transcript has 3 exons. The record is from RefSeq and is a predicted model, not a curated record. Bases 117 to 275 code for a protein of 52 amino acids.
UAGAUCCAAAUCAGUUUCUUCCUCAACCCCAUACCUUUCGGACUGUUACGAGUAAAAAAAGUACAUUUUUCGGCUAAACACUUUUACACUCCUUUUUCUUUUAAACACAAGCAAACAUGUGCAAUUAUCCUUGUUAUCCUUCGGCUGCUCUCUAUUCCUGUGGUGGCUGUGGUCCCAGCGGCUUUUAUGAUCCUUGCUUUGGCUCUUACAAUGGACCAUUCAACUCCUGGUGUGGACCAAGCGGGCCAGGAUUUUGGGGCGGAAGGUAUUGCUAAGAACGUUUGAAUCCAGGAGAAGUGAGCGGAAACACACAUUACAGACCUGUUUUACACUAUCCCAACGAUUCCCCCAACAAGAAACCCCGAAUACCUACACUAACUUACACUAUAUGGUUGAUUAUCUCGAAUAGUUUUAGGAAAUUCACAUUGCAUCUGCCCUCGUAACAGUCGAAGAAAGGUUGGGCAACAAUACAUAAAUCGGCUAAUGAAUAAAUAAUUUUUUUGGUGUUCCUAA